UAUUGCGUUGCGCGGUACGCUACAUCGCCUUUGGUUAUCGAGGGAUCGCGUCGUGCAUUGGGGCUGCGGAGCGCCCGGUAUUAUAGCGCCGCGGCCCUAGUGACCGAGUAAACUCAAUUUUGAUUGUAUUAAGCAUUAUUCUGUGAAAAGUAGGGUAACUUAAGAAAAUCAACAUAAUUUUUAUAUCUGAAUUAUAAUUCGUGAAGACGGGAUAUUAUCUGUACGUAUUUACUUACCUACGCGUUUCAUCUGUGCAUCAACCGAUGUCAUAAUUUUGGUUUUUCAGAUGUCAAAACAUAUUCAAAGUGAUGAAGACUUCUUGAUAUAAGUUCAAAUCAGCCAUUAGUUGUUAAUUUGGAAGAAGAAGACACUGUGAAUGUACUCCUUCAAUCGUGUGCACAUCGCUGCCUACGGUAUGAGGUGGCGGAGGCGGCAGUGCCGCGUCAACAUCAGUUACUUCAUCCUCCUGUUGAUCUUUGUACUAUCUGGAGUCCUAGUCCUCACUCAAUUGCUAUUCGAAAGAUCGAAAUUUCCACGACAUAGAUAUGAAGAACUACAGGCUUGGUAUGGCAGAACGGAAUUUGCAGGCGCUGACGGGGGAGAGAUAUUGGGUUCGGUGCAGUAUCCACAGGACGGAGUUUGGCAAAGGGUGGCUGGUACAAGAUUUAAAUUCUACGUAUAUUCCGCAUUUGUCGAGAGACGGACAGUUGCAGCCGUGCGGAUAAUCGCUGCGACUAAAACCCGCGGCCCGGACCCUGUCGUCUGCCGUUUGUGGCUGCCCGACAAUCGCACUGUCACACUCAAGGCGAGGGUCAAGGCAAUUCGGGAGAAUUGGAACUACAGAUAUAGCGCCACGUACAUUUUAUGCCUGCUCAGUGAUUCGGGAAUCAAACCCCAGGAAACAGCGGGCGCAUCGGUCGCCGUGUUGGCGUCCGCCUGGGCUGACAAACCCCAUAGCAAUUUACUCACAAUCGUGGAUACGACUCCUAUAAAUGAGAAUAAGCUGGAAUCACUACAGGUGUGCGUGAAGCCUUUACACUCGUCAUUCGCGCGCGCCGAUUGGCUCGUGGAGUGGUUCGAGUUCAACCGUUUGUUGGGCGCCAGUCACUUCUACAUGUACAACAAGUCCACUAGCGCCCCGGUGGGCUGCGUGCUCAACUACUACCGCCGCCUGGGGCUCGUCACGCUGCUGCCCUGGAAACUGCCCAUGCAGUCUCUGGUCGAAAUAAGAACGGAGGGUCAGUUCGCGGCUUUCAAUGACUGCCUGUACCGGUCGAUGCCGCACACGAAUUGGCUUCUGGUUAUCGAUGUCGAUGAACUAGUGCUGCCGCGACGGGAGCGAACGUUGCCCGCAUUGCUCGAAGACUCGCGAGCCAAACAACACAUGGCCAUGAAGAACCCCCCCUCGGGUUUUCUCUUUAGAAACGCUUUCUUUUAUCUCUUUUGGAAGUCUCUUUAUGUCAAGGAUUUAUGGAUAAGGAUUGGUCGGCCGGUGGCGCCGCGGUGGGUGUGUGUCGCAGGACGACGAGAGCUCGCGCGCGGCGCUGGUGACGGCGCGCAAGACGCGGCGGCGCGCGACGCCGCAGGCCGUGAAGCACCGCAGCAAGUACGCCGUGCGCCCGCGCGACGUGCUCGAGCUCGGCAACCACUUCGUGUGGGAGCACGCGCCCGGCGCGCUCUCCGUCGGCGUCGCGCCCGAGCGCGCGCUGCUGCACCACUACCGGGAUGCGUGCGAAGCGGACGACCUGUCGUGCUUAGGCAUGCCGUCCACCGUGGACCGCACGGCCCACCGCUGGACCGACGAGCUCACUCUCAGGGUCAAACAUGUCCAAGACGACAUCAAACUGAAUCCUUGCUGAAGGUAACCGACAAAUGUUCGCCUCAAAAAUGUUAAUACCCCCCCUUUUUGGGGAAAGUCGACAUGUUUUUAGAAAAUAUUUUUGAAUAUGCUAUUUGUAUCAGUAUCAUGCUAUUUUAUUGCUUAUUGACUCGGUUUAUUAUUGAUAUACCGUGUUUAAUAUUUAAGUACAUUAUAAUUACAGCGUACCAAAGCCUAUUGUGCCGAUAAAAAAUAUUAUAAAUUUAGAAAUUGGUUGUAUUGAUAACUACGUCUAAUCCUUUAUAUUCUCAUUUAUGCAAUGCAACUUGAUAAAUAUUUUUUGUAUUCUUUAUUUUUUUUACAAAGCAUAUAUUUUGAAAUAGUGAAUGUACUUACAUUUCAAAAUAAAUUAUAAUUUGCUUUCUUUUUCUCUUCUUUUUUUCCACUUCAUAACUUCAAUCUAUAUAAAACAGGACACUGACUGACUGAUUGGGAUAUCAACGCACAAAAGAAACCAAAUACGUAGAAAUUGGAAAAUUUGCAUUCAUUAUAUAGUUUGAGUACAAAUAUAUUUUUAUGAAACAUGAAAAUCAAGCGAAAAGCAAGGCGAAGCAGUACUCCAAAGAUGAUUAUGUAUAUUGACUGUGUAUAAUGCAAAAGCGGUAGGUUCAUUAGGCUUCAUAUAAAAUGUUUAAAAUAAUAAUGAGAUCUAAAAGUUCUGGAGUCUGGAAGAAAGGAAGUUUUCCCUUUCUUAUUAUUAAAUCAUAUUCCACGGAUAUUACAUGAUGUAAGAGUCGAGCGUGUACUUUUACAGGCUACUGAAACUGCUCUCAAUAAUAAUAACAAAAAUGCACUAAUAGAGCUACUAUAAUGUAUUGGACUCAUAAUGAAAUUAGAUAGGUUUUAACUACUAAGUGUAGAUAUUUACAUAGAUGUAGAAAGUAAUCGCGACAUAUAACUAAUCUAUAGUAUUGAAAUACUAAUAUUUUCUUUUUUCGUAAACAUCUUAUUUUAUCAAUAUUAUUAAAGCUCUAUUUGAAAAAUAUCAGUUGACUGUCAUCACGGAUUGAUAUUAAAUUAUGUUACAAAUUAUAUUAAUUCAUUGUGAUCUACUACUUCACUGAUGUCCCCGCCGUACUAAAUGUACCCAACAUUAGAACAUCAGCCGAAUAAUAAUAUUCCGCAAAACCGAAGGCUGGUUCAUAUUUCGUUCAAUGUGCAAAUGAUUGCCAAAAAAAGACAGGCAUAUUACUUUCCACCCGUAUUUAAUUUUAAGAGUUUCUUAAAAAUAAACUAUAUUAAAAUUGUGUGCAUCGAAGUGUGAACUUUAUAGCGUUCACCGUAUGACUAUAGUUGUUUAAUUUACUUUGACACCAAAUUAACUGCUCAUUGUUCUCUCGCUUGAUAUCACAGAUAUAAGGACAUGUUCUCAUAUUUGAGCGUUUUUUCAAUGUAAAUUAUAUGAAAAAGAAAAAAGAAAAAAAUAUUUAUUUGCUUUAGCAAAAAGGUACAGUGUGUUUCAUCAGUAUUUCUAUAUUUCUUAUGUUUCAAUAAUUAUAUCUACAGAGGACGACUCUUUUUAAUAAACACUCUUAACUAUUUAAUUUAUUUAUUCAUAAAUUUACUGACUAUGACAAAAAUAUGUUUUUGCCAAACUGUUGUAGUUUAACAGCAAAUAUUUAUUACAUUUUAUAUUCUACCCUGAAGGGUAAGUCUAUACUAAAUAAGUGGAAGAGGUCACGUAUAAAUCGGCUAUGACUUAAACUUUAAUGAUGUUAAUUUAUAUUCAGUUUUAUAUGGCUAAGUGUAAUUACUUUGUACAUUAUAUUAUAUUUACUAUAGUAAAUAAAUUUCAAUUAUAUAUUUUAUAAGAAAUUUUUCUAUAUUUGUCUCAUAAUUUUGAUUGAAAAGCACAAACUUAAGUAAAUAAAAUAAUAUUGUAUAACUGGUUUUACCAAUAAAAGCGCAGUCUCACUAUUGUAUGGCACAACGUGCGUCGACAUACGACGGAGUGCAAUGUUCUGCGUCGACACAACUGAGCAGUGAGGCCGCUCUGUUUCUUAUACUUGUACUUGCAAUUUAAAACAUAGUGUUAGCUGAGGAAGAUUGAAUUGAAGAUGGAAAAAAUUAAAACAAACACCAGUUUUAUGUUCAAUUACUUUGGUCAAAAGUAGAUUUUGGAAUCGUAUUUUCCAAUAUCGCAAGAGUUUAUCUGUGUAACAUACAUUGGUUCGGAUUCUUUUUGGAUGAUGAAUCGUAAUCGAAAUUUGAACAAGACAUUUUUUAUUUUCACAUAAUUCAGUAAUUGUCAAAAGGUAAUCAAUAAAUAAAUGUUCGCGAUAGCUUAUUUGGAUGUUGGAUGUAAUAAAAAUAAUUUAACUCGAACUUUUAUGGGCGAAAAUGGGUGUUUAUUGCAAUAUUUACACGUAUUUUAAUAAACGAAUGCCAUAUUUGAUAGUAUUUUAUAAAAGUACAAUAAAUAAUGUAUAAAUUAGUUGUAUUUGUGUACCAAUUGAUAUUUUUCAAAGCAAUUAUAUGCUCAAUAUUCUAUAACAUCAGUAUUAAAUGUUAUUUUGCAUAAGCGUAAUAAAAUUCGCCAGCUGAUAAGCAAUGUGUAGCAAAUCAAGUAGAAUAGUAAAACUUGAUCAGUAUUCAGUCCAUUAAAUUUACUAUCAUUUGAUAUUAACGUAUCAAAUUACCGGAAUUUUAAAAUUAUCAUUUUUUACUUAAAAUGUUAAGUCUGGGCCAACCCGCACACAAGGGUCACCAAUGAAAUUUUUGUUAAUUAGUAGCGAAAACAAAAAACAGGAGAUUAUGCUACACUAGGUGAAGGAUUUUAUUACAUACUAGUAUUACAUAUAGUGGCGCCAUCUUAAUGAUUCAUUGCGAAAUAAUACCAAUGUCAGUAGUACCACCGAUCUCGAGACACUACGUAAUCUUAAAUGGUUACACAUAUUAUAACGCAAGCAUUGAGGCUCUAUUACUAAAUCUAUUUAAGGUCUGCUUCACCAGUUCCUAUAAACUCGAAUCAGCAGAUAAAUUAUAUACUUAUCUAUCACACACAAUCAGUGACCUGCAAGUGUUGAAAUAGAUCCUUAUGUUGUAAAUAUGGUACAUAAUCUUACUGUAAAUAUGAAGAUAUUAAAAUGUUUACAUAUGUUCAUAUAACGUAGGAAGUUGUUUAGUUCGUAGUAGUAUUUUCCGUUUUACUCUCUCGUAUUGUGUGUAAAGAGUGGUCAACAUAGUAGAUCAAAAUGUUUGGGCUGAUUAGAAACGAAUGUUUGUGGGAAAAAUUAGUAUUAGAAAUACGAGCAUUAGAAAAUGCCCUAUCCCUUGGGCAGUUGCUGGAUAUUCCAUGCAUAGUAAAUCUAAAUAUUCAAUACUGUUGUGAAGCAGGGUAAACUCCCUUAUUCCACUAGUCCAGGAAAACCGUUGGAUAAUAGUAACCACUUUAAUUAAUGACAAUACAUACAGGUUGGGUUUCCAAAUUUUAUUACGUUUUUAUUGUUUUAAAGUGAAACCAAAUUAGCAGUUUGUUUUAAUUUCGUUCAUAAGAUGACCACUGCUGAUAGACAAAAGACAUGAUUAGCGGAUAUCCUAGGCUCAAGUCAGGAGUUAAUUUAGUAAUCUUUACCGUGCUGUGAAGAGUUGUUUUUCUAGAAAAUAUAUUAUAUAAUAUAUUUUCUUUUACUCUUUCGAAACGUAAUACUAACUUUCAUAUGUAAUAGAUUUAAUAUGCUAUACCCUUGCCUAUAACAACUAGCCUACGGCGCACUAAGUACGUAUAAAUAUCGAUAUUUGAAAUUAAAGAUGUUCUGAAUUAAGCAAAUUAAGAAAUAUUAUAACAUUUUAUUGUUAUGGUGGGGUUAAAACUAAAGGAGCAAUGAUCUGUUGUCAGAAGACUUUAAUAUGGAAGUGACUAUGUUUUAAACUAAUGGGCCACGCUGUCGUUUAUAAGUAAAUACAUCCUGACAUUGACUAAAUGCAAUUUAUUAAUUCACACAUCUCUUAAAGAUUAAUCCACCCGUAUAGUACUUACUGCACACAAGAAUCUAAGCGAAAUAAUAUCACUAUUUUAAGGAGUAUGUACGUAUGUUGCUUUAUGUAGGGAAUCAUGGCAGAGACAUAUCAAUUACACGCAAAAUGCAAGAUAAUGCUUUAUGAUAGAAUUAUUUUCGUCAUGAAACCGCAUAAUAAUUAGGUAUUAAACAAUAAAAAUGGAGACUAUUGUAUUACAAGUUUUAUUGUAUGUAUUCUUUUGUAUAUAAUUUUAUCUGCUUCUUAAACCUCUGUGACCCUAACCUCAAUAUUAAAUGAAAAAUGUAUUAAAGCUUAUUUAUGCUAAAAUUUAAAUCUAUAUUAACUCGAAAUAGCUGGCCUAUAAUAAUAUUUUUAGAAUCUGUUUCUUGCAAAUAGUUUUAGUAUUAAGAUAAUUUUUAAAUCAAAACAGAAUUCGUAACUAAACAGUGUUUACAUGAUUGUUUAGCGGCAAAUAAUCCUACGUGUCUGUAUUUUUAUCUGUGAUGUCUAUUUUAGUAUUUAUUUUAGAAUGGACGCUGGUAUUUGUAAAUUAUUCCAAAGAGGAUGCCAUUUGUUAGUCAAAUGUUGGAAACGUCUUUUUUAAAUAAAAGAAUAUUGAUAUACUUAA
This is a messenger RNA of Plodia interpunctella (Indianmeal moth), 6467 nucleotides long. RefSeq lists its product as uncharacterized. The transcript has 10 exons. Lineage: Eukaryota; Metazoa; Arthropoda; Insecta; Lepidoptera; Pyralidae. Gene Ontology annotation, cellular component: cytoplasm. Bases 377 to 1894 code for a protein of 505 amino acids. Gene Ontology annotation, molecular function: glycosyltransferase activity. The record is from RefSeq and is a predicted model, not a curated record.